UCACCUUUGGGUGGAAGGACAAACCUUGGGCUGACACUGUGCCUGCAGCCAACCUGCAAGCCCCAUUCUGAGCCCACAUUGGUUUUAUUCUGCUUUGUUGAAGUGCUUUGUCUUUUUCCACUCAUUUUUCAAUAAUGCUUGUUAAAAUGCAGCAGGUAAAACACCAUGGAGACAGAAAGCACUGACCAAAGCUACAGCAAAUCAUUACAGGAUUAGAAAAUAACCUGCUUUGCCAUGGAUGUGCUCCUAUGAGGAAGCACGGUGCAGCUAAUGCCUUCCAACAACAAGGCUGUGUGCACAGGAAUAAUCACGAGCCGAUCUUUUCUUGCUCAUUUCCAUCUAAGGUUUUGAAAAUACUAUUAAACAGUCCCUAAGAAGAUGGAUGCUAAGCCCAACUCAGAACAUACUUCAGACUCAAAAUCACGGCUUUUAACACCUCACGGUCAUUGCGGAGCAUCUGGAAAAGUAAUCUGGUGAAUGUGCACAAUCCUGGGGGUGUCCGAAGAGCCAGAACACAGAGAAAUAAAAACAUGCCGUGUUUUUAAACCGGGACACACAGUAGUUUCUUAUCCAAUACUUGCUCACUUUAGCGAGGGCUUUGGAUUUGUAUUUAUUCAACCGGUUUUCAAGAGCCCGAGGAAUUAAAACAGCACACUUACCAAAAAAAGUAAUAGCAAAGACUGGCCGACACGCGUCGAACUGCUUCAUGAGCAGGACAGAAAUUCCACUGGAUGGCCUCACAGACUCAGAAAUGGCCGUGACAAAACACUACUUUACUGUUCUAAAAUAUCUCCCUGCAGAGGAUAAUUUGAACUUUCAAAGUCACAUGGUGAAAUCAUAGGUUUGCUAAACAUGCAACGUGUACGGGUUUGAAUGAUGUAAACCCAGUUCCUGUUUCCCUUGCAGAACUGAAUGUUUUUGUAGCCAGCAAGCACUGGAGUUUUUCAUCGCGAUUUACAGCAGCAAAAGAAGUUACUGUGAUAUACACACACUGCUCUCUGCAUGAAUAGAAAGGGCUACAGCCUCCAAACAGUGAUUAUAACUCAUCUGACUAUUCACAGUGCAAGUCUCGGCUAAUUGUAUCUGUGGAGCAUUUUCCUGGAAAGUUUCUAACUUCCGUGGGCAGAAAGGAUGAGUGCUCACAACAUGACGUGGAUCAGCUACCCAAGCAAGAGCCUGGCUUCCACCUCCCUGGAAGAAAUCGAAGCAUUCAUAGCUUCUCAGAAUGUCAUAUCAAGAUUUAUGCACUGUUACAUCGCCUUCUUUGUGCCAACAGGACUGAUAGCUGGUGUGUGCAUUCUGGUCAUUUUCAUAAAGAAUUACGCGCAGAACAAAGCCAUGGAACACUUAGACUCGCUUCUCCUGCACUUUACCAUCAGCAACACCACAAUGAUUCUGUUGUCGUUUACAGUCAUCAACAGACCUGACUACAUUAGAGUGACCCACCUUGCUUGCAGCGUCCUGUCAUUUCUGUUCAAUUUCAGUUAUUUCAGCUCUCAGCACUCUUUGGUGUUGAUGCUUCUCACACUGUUACUGAAGAGAUUCCCACCCAGGACUGCUCUGAGCAAAGUAACCCAACGCCCCAUAGUGUGCAUUGGAUGUGUUCUGCUAUGUGCCUUCUGCUUGUCACUGAUGGAAGCAGUGUUGGUUGGCACAGAUAACUACCACGUGGAAACAGACUGCCAACUAGAUCCAUUAUUUGCAUGGCCUGAAUACGAGAUUGUUAAAUUCACCUUUGGAUUUGGAAUCCCAUCAUUUCUUCAGAUAGUCUCCUUUAUUGCCCUCCUUGCUAAAGAAGCCCCUGCUGAAGCUCCAGCCUUACAACAGCACAUUUGUACUUACCUUGCUGUGUUCAUUAUAAGCAUAACCGCAUUUAUAUGCCGCCUAUUUUAUAACAUUAUGAUUCUCUUCAGGACAACACUGAAAUUACAGAUGAGCAUUGGAACUCCAAAGGAUGAGCUCGUGAUGAAUAUUGCAGAAAUAGUGCUGUUCUCAGAGAGCUGUGCUAGUCUGGUACUCAUACUCUGUUUGCACAAACCAUGCAGGGACAGAAUACUUCAAGUCAUACGGAGCUGCCGAAGGGCACACAGCACCAACAGCCACCUUGAAAUCCCAGUAACACCUACGAGCCCUGAAAUGAUGUCCCAGUAAUACCUGCUCUCCUAAGAACUCUCAAUCUACUUCCUAUGGUUCUUCUGCCUUGUGAAGGACAACUGUUCUCUCUUUUGAUCCCAAACUUGGACUAUCAUACAGCUAGCAGGACUGAAAGAAAAAUACAUUUAGUCUGCUAUCUGCAUUGAUCUAACACGUAGAAACAUGUAGGACCUGGGGGACUGUUCCUAUGUGUGUGUAAAUAUUGUUUCAACUCCUCCCUUUGCAUGUCACUUAAUGUGAGCAGGAAGUACUGCAGCCAUAGAAGUAUGCUUCUGUGAUAGUAGCAAUGCCUUAGUAAGGAUGCACACCAAAACAUAUCCCGUAGCAACUUUAACUAAGGUAAAAAUCUGCAGCCAAAGCAUUUUCUCAGGUUUGUUUCCUCUUUGGACUGGGUUUUCUUGCCCCACUCAUAUUUUUGUAACAUUGCUUAAUUCCAGUAAGAACAGCAGUGAAACACGGGUUAAGAGUCCACCAUAAUCCCCAAACAGUGAUACUGCAAGCCUAAUUCAUAGCUUGCUUGUACUGCACACACACACAAAAUGGGGUUUUCCUUCCUUUUUUUCUCUUCUACAUUUGCUGGAAGUUCCAAGGUUUUAAUCUGAAUUCUUGCACACACAAAACAACAAAAGAAAACACCACAAAACCCCCUCAAACUAAUGGAAAAGUUGGUCCAUAAAGAACUUUGUGUCCUUUCUGAGGCACUGAAGUGGGAAGAUGGACAGAAUGGCUAAUUAAAACUUUGUGCAAGAAUGAAAGCUUUUUGUUAAAGUAUGCUCGGCUUCAACUUUGCAUUGAGACUUUAUGCAGUUAUUGAUUUAAGCCAUUCUUGAUGAGUUCAUUCAGAAGUAUGAGGUUACAUGCCUUGAACAGUCACACUCCUUAUUAUCCUAACUAAAAAAAAAAAAAAAAGAGAGAGAAAAACCAGACCCAGAACAGGAGAAAUGCUUUUAAAAAGGCAAAAAAGAAGGCAAGCCCCAGAUCCAGAAAGAAAUCGAGGCUUUGCUGGAGGUAGGAGAGGAACAUUAUAUGUUUUAGAGGAGAAUUCUCAGGUAAAUAGUGCAAAAUGGGGAAAGAAAGAGAGCUUUAAGUCAUCUUGGUAGGGUCCAGAUCUGUGUGCAGAGUCAGUGCAAACUGGUAUACAUUGAAAUACAGCAAUGUGGGCACUGUUCUACCAAUAGGAACACGUUCUGCAAAGCAGCAGCCAGGUGGAAGACUAAAGGACAUCUGCCCAAAUGCACCGUGCAUAGAUCUAGAAUGCAGAUAUACGGAUCUAGUCCUGAAAUAAAAGCCCUGAAAUUCAUGGGCUCUGUGACUAUAUCACAUGCAAAGAGAGGGCAAUCCUCCCAACAUGACCAUAAGGACCAAUGUUUCCACAAGAUGUAAAAAUCAACUGGUGAAAUAUCUGCACUGCAUUAUGUCAGCUUGUUCUCCCACUCAGCUCUGUCCUGCUGCCAGCACGAGCAGAUGGAUAAAUAGGGAACAUCACACAGAAAAAGGCCAUUAUUAGAUGCUGGAUAGAAAGGAGAUACGUAGAUAAGAGUCGCCUCUUCAAACACAAGAGUCAAUUAUAUAGUUGUGAAAGGAUUUCUCGGAUGACGUCUGAAGUUUUGCUUUGCAGCUGAGGGAGUUUAAACAACAAGGUCUGAACAUCAGCCCUGCAGAGAGGAGCUGUAAGAGCAGCACAUCAGCAAAGCAAGCUGAGAGACCGAGCAAAAGGACGUGUCGGAAGAUGUAAGCUGUUUAUUUCAGAUCAGGUAGAAAAUAUCAUAGUUUCAUGGCUAAGUAUGUUAUUUUCUAGAAUGGGAAUUAUGCACAAAGGAUUCUACUUUAUUUACUGCUUCUAUAUAUUCAAAGGAUGAAAGAAUAAAUAUUGUAUUGUUUCUGAG
This is a messenger RNA of Coturnix japonica (Japanese quail), 4040 nucleotides long. RefSeq lists its product as uncharacterized. Lineage: Eukaryota; Metazoa; Chordata; Aves; Galliformes; Phasianidae. The record is from RefSeq and is a predicted model, not a curated record.